UUUGUUUUUAACUGUCGAACGUAGGAUAAUUAUCGUUGCGGCCCAUUAAAUUAGGCGAAUUAGCACUGUGAUCUCAGUUACGUACAAUAGUUACAUCUAUAACUAGCUAGAUAGUUACGUUAGUAAAAUUGUUUACCUCUGACGUUAGCUCUAACAAUGCAACUAAAUUAACAAGAUUAUAGUAGUAGUAGUAGCAGCAGCAGCAGCAGCAGCAGCUAACUAACGUUAUAAUCGGACUCGCAAUUAUUGGGUACUAGUUUUAGAGAAUAUGGAGAAUGUCCUAUCGACAUACGAUGACGAGGAUGAAAUAGCUUUCAUCGUGUGCGAUGUAUGUAAUGUUAAGAUUAGGACUGACGCUCUUUACAGGAUACACCUGACUACGGCUCAGCAUCUCAAGAGAGAGGAGGCUCUGAUCGCUACAGGGAAAGCCAGGAGGCAGCCACCACUGCCCAAAUGGACCAGCUACACAGACUACCUGGACUACCUGCAGAUCGAUGAGCCCAUAGUUGGGCUGAAGCACCUUGUGGAGGUGGCAACCCUCCCAGGCUCCCUGGGGCCCAGGUACCUCUGCAAACCCUGCCGCUAUGAGGGAGACAUGCCGGACAUGACCAAUCACAUCAUCGGCCGCAAGCACAGGCAGAAAUACCUGGAGAUGAGGAGGCCAGACCUGGUCACCUGGGAUAAGAUCACGUCCUUUCAGCAGGGCAAGGUGGUGCGCGCCAAAGCGGAGGUAGCGGAGCGACAGGAUGGACGCGGCGCUCCGGAGAGGUUAAAGAAGAAGCCUGGAGCCACUGGGAAAAUUGGUGCCCUGAAAGUUCCUAACAUGCAGUGGAGAGGCAAGCAGCCCCUAGCCCAGGGCCCUGGGGGGGUGCACCACAGACCCCCCCAGCACAAGGACGGCCCCUCAGCGUGGGGCCCCCUGAGGGAAGAGUCCUAUGGCUGGGGCUACCCAGAACCACACCUCCCACAGUCCUUUGCUCCGGGGGAGGAGUGGAGAGCUGAGCAGCCCAGGAGGCGGAGCCUAGAGAAGGAGGGAAGGUUCUAUCCCCAUGGUCAUGCUCACAAGCUUCCUGUUGAUUCAUAUCCUCUGCAUCACUAUGGAGACCCAGAGAGAGCAGGGGAGGGGGAAAGGGGCGGCGCUUAUGCAGAUGAGGCUAGAAGGGGUGGGGCUUACGCAGAUGAGGCUAGAAGGGGCGGGGCUUACGCAGAUGAGGCUAGAAGGGGCGGAGCUUAUGGAUAUGAUGAAAGGACAGGGGAAGGGGGGAGGGGCAUGGGUUUUGAAGGGGAAAGGAGGGGCGAGGCUAUUAGCCAGGUGGAGUCAGGCAGAGGUGAGAGGCUAAGCCACAGGAAUGCUGGGAGCUCUGCGCAGGAUGUGGAAGAGGCUAAGUGGCCCCCAGCCAGCGAGGCGCCAAACGCGGUGAACAAGCUUCCGGAAACAUUCAAGCGCUUCCUGUCCGGAGCUGUGGACAAACUCAGAGUCCGGCAGUUUUCCCAGGAUGCCGAGCUGAGCAGGGAGAUGGGCUCUAAGAAGCUGAAACUGGAUCAUCUGAACCAAUCAUCUGGCCAGAAAAAUUUUGACAUUGAAAGUGUGGAAGAAGCCAACUUCAUCAAAGACAAACUAUGUAACCUGCUGAAAGAGUUUCAAGCCACCAAAUCUCAGAGGGAAAGGGCUAUGAGGAAAAGUUCAUCAGGUGUUUACAGAGAUUACAAUCACCUGAGCUCCCAACAACUAGGGCCUUCUGUUGCCCCCAGCCAUGGGACCGAUCCAUUCCUCCUUCCACCAGGUCACUACGAAGAGGACCAGAGAGAUCCACAAGAUCACUAUGAAAGGGGGCAGAGAUAUUUACAAGAUCACUACAAAGUGGACCAGAGAGAUCCACAAGAUCACUAUGAAAGGGGCCUGAGAGAUCCACAAGAUCACUAUGAAAGGGGGCAGAGAGAUUUACAAGAUCACUAUGAAAGGGGCCAGAGAGAUCCACAAGAUCGCUAUGAAAGUAGCCACAGAGAUCCACAAGAUCAUUACGAAAAGGGUCCAAGAGAUCAACAAGAUCACUAUGAAAGGGGCCAGAGAGACCCACAAGAUCGCUAUGAAAGUAGCCACAGAGAUCCACAAGAUCAUUAUGAAAAGGGUCCAAGAGAUCCACAAGAUCACUAUGAAAGGGGUCCUAGAGAUCCACAAGAUCAGUAUGAAAGGGGAAAUGGAAGGCCACAAGAUCACUUUGAAAGGGGUUCAAGAGAUUCAAAAGAUUGCUUUGAAAGGGGUCAGAGAGAUCCACAAGGUCGCUAUGAGGAAUAUGGAAGAGGCCAAGAAGAUCACUAUGAUCCUGUACCCAGGCAGUCCCGGGAGAAAUCAGAAAAGGCCCGUGUGGAUCCCAGAGUUGCCCAUCGACAUUCAUAUGAAGAUGUGUUUGACCCCCGCCGGCUGCCUGCCCCUCCACAGCAGGGCUACAGCAUCCCCGAAAACUCGGCCUCUCUGGAAAAGCUCACCUCCACCCUCCUGCAGUUGGUGGCCCACAAACGGCGCUUCUGACCUCCCCCUCCCCUGCUGGUCAUCUGAUGUAGUGCAGCCUCACUGCCCCCUGCUGGUCAUCUGAUGUAGUGCAGCCUCACUGCCCCCUGCUGGUCAUCUGAUGUAGUGCAGCCUCACUGCCCCCUGCUGGUCAUCUGAUAUAAUUCACCGAGAGCUGUUCUUGUUUGAAUUUCCAUCGGGUGUUAAAAUGUUUUGUUAUUUUUUAAUUAUUUAUUUUAGAAAUCCUCAGCAGAUUUUUCAGCAGAUGCAUUGUGGCAGUGUGUAUGUUGUUGAAUGGGCUGGUGGAUAAUUUAGCCUGCGCAGACAGCAGCAGUUUGGGUCAACAUGCCUCACUUCUUUCACAUUGUAUUCAUGCCAGUUAUUACCACUUGUGUUCAUGUUGCUGUCUGGUGAAGUUAUGAUGAAUUAAAAUGCUGUUCUUAA
Molecule: messenger RNA, 2953 nt
Organism: Conger conger (European conger)
Lineage: Eukaryota; Metazoa; Chordata; Actinopteri; Anguilliformes; Congridae
Exons: 14
Coding region: 269-2530 (753 amino acids)
Molecular function (GO): zinc ion binding; nucleic acid binding
Source: RefSeq, a predicted model, not a curated record